Penicillium nucicola is the source of this 1104-nucleotide messenger RNA. RefSeq lists its product as uncharacterized. The transcript has a single exon. The record is from RefSeq and is a predicted model, not a curated record. The coding region runs from base 1 to 1104 and encodes 367 amino acids. NCBI's taxonomy places the organism in Eukaryota, Fungi, Ascomycota, Eurotiomycetes, Eurotiales, Aspergillaceae. Gene Ontology annotation, molecular function: DNA-binding transcription factor activity, RNA polymerase II-specific. Gene Ontology annotation, biological process: regulation of transcription by RNA polymerase II.
AUGGCGUUGGCUCAGAGGAGAUCCCAGGUUUGGGAGAGGAUCAUCCCCGAACUGGGGAGCCAAAGUCCAUACCUGAUGCAUCUGCUCUUAGCACUUGGAGGCAUUCACAUGAUCAAACAGAAGGCAGAUGCAAACACGCCCAUCCCUGAAGAUUCAGAUGCGAUGGACUUGGCUGUAGUAAUGGAACACCAUCAGAGGGGAUUGGAAGGCUUUAGAGAAGAAGUGUCCCGCACCUCUCCCUCCAACGCCGAAUUUGUGUUCGCAGGGUCUUUGAUUCUUGUUGGAUUUGCUUUUGCAUUCCUCCGGAUCCAGGACUUCAACUUCCAGACUGGAACGACGGAAGACCUUUGCAGUAACCUGGCCAAUCCCUUAACAAAUAAGAAUCUACGCCUUAAUUGGCUAUACCUUAAUCGAGGAGUGGUUUCCGUGAUUCGUGAUCAAUGGCCUGUCUUGAAAACCGGCCGGCUCCGACAGAUGCUAAUGUCAUCACAUAACGAUGAAGCUUGGGCGGUCUCAUCAUUUGAUGUACCAUCUCGACUGUCUCGUUGCUCACCUCGCUUAAUUAAAUUUUACGAAGGAGCUCAUCAAGCAAUCGUCUCCAUCAGAGAAUCUUUGAAUGCGAUCGAAUCCGCUUCGGAUGACAGAUCUAGCUGCUCAGGCACACCAGCAUCUCAACCUUCACCGUCUACAAGUUUGGACGUGGCUAUGGACGUGCACGUUGAGACAAUACGCAUCCUGGAGACCUUUUACUCACGUAUUACAUCUACGUUGCAGUUUGCAGCCACUGAAAAUUCCACGGAUAAAGAGAUCCAGUUGGAUUUUGAAGAGGCAGCUAUUUUGUCCUGGCCGGAUUUGCUCCCCAGUGCCUUCUUGGAGUCGCUUGAAAGAAGUGAGCAUAACUGUCUUCAUGGGCUUUCACUUGUCAUCCUUGCUCACUUUUAUCUGAUAAACACGCUGAUCGAUGCCUGGCAUCUCAAGGGCUCCUUUCAAAUCGAGAUACUGGGACUCAAUGCACUUGUUGGUUCACUGAACGAGAGCAAACUAUCAACAUUCAUGUUGUGGCCUAACGAAGUUAUGAACUUGCCACUUAACAGCAUAUCUUAA